Messenger RNA from Capsicum annuum, 657 nucleotides. RefSeq names its product probably inactive leucine-rich repeat receptor-like protein kinase IMK2. Lineage: Eukaryota; Viridiplantae; Streptophyta; Magnoliopsida; Solanales; Solanaceae. The record is from RefSeq and is a predicted model, not a curated record. Bases 1 to 657 code for a protein of 218 amino acids. Gene Ontology annotation, biological process: protein phosphorylation. Gene Ontology annotation, molecular function: protein kinase activity; ATP binding. The transcript has 3 exons.
AUGGUGAAAGAUAUUCGCCGGCUUGCAAAUCUAGAAGUGCGACUCUUGGAUUCUGAAGAUGGGGGAAUGGUUGUUCAUGAGAUUGCUACGUCUUCCCUCUGUGCAGAAGUUAAAAAAAAGAUAGAUUAUGUGUACCAGAUAUGGAUGAUUUACGGAAUAGAAUCCUUGACAAAGGUUACACUUCGAGCUAGAGGUACCGAGACAACGAUAGACUGGCCUACAAGGAUGAGGAUUGCUAUCGGUAUUACAAAAGGAAUUUGCUUUCUGCAUACCAAAGAAAACAUAAUACAUGGGAAUCUUACAUCAAGAAACAUACUGCUUGAUGAGCAAAACAACCCAAAGAUUGCUGAUGUCGGACUCUCCAGGCUUAUGACUACUGCUGGAAAUACCAACGUGAUCGCCACUGCAGGAACGCUAGGUUAUCAUGCACCAGAACUCUCCAAAAUCAAGAAUGCAAGUACCAAGACAGAUGUCUAUAGUCUUGGAGUGAUCAUUUUGGAGCUCUUAACUGGAAAAUCCCCUAGCGAGGCUAUGGAUGAUCUUGAUUUACCACAGUGGGUAGCUUCCAUUGUGAAAGAGGAGUGGACUAAUGAAGUGUUUGAUGUUGAACUUAUGAGGGAUGCACCUAAUAUUGGUGGUGAGUUUCUUAAUACUUGA